Messenger RNA from Lactuca saligna, 3677 nucleotides. Lineage: Eukaryota; Viridiplantae; Streptophyta; Magnoliopsida; Asterales; Asteraceae. The record is from the annotation of a GenBank genome assembly.
CGUAAUAAUGUACCCAGUACUUCUGAAAACCCCCCUUUAAUCCUUGGUCGGUUUAACCGUUAAUUCAAACGAGCUCUGCCGAAGGAUGACUUCCGAUUACAGGAACAGUUCCUUCAUGAAUUCAAUAUCGUUAUCAGAAUCAACUGUGGUUUGCAUUUUCAAACUAUGAACAUAAAAAAAUUCAGUUUGUUCGUUUUAGGGUUUGUUAUCUGUAUAAUAACACGUACCGCCGGCGAAUCCUCGACGUGCUUGGCGGUGUAUAAAGAAGGCGGUGCGCCAGCAGUGUUCCGGUCGCCAAAAUGCCCUCGAUGGAGUUUGCCAAAACAUGAUCGUCGGAGGAAAUCCACAGCUGGGAGAUGUCAAUCGGCUACACGUCAGGGCCGACGAAAAUCUCUGGAAGAUCGCACUUUCUGUACUCUGGACAUCCGGAUUCCUUUUCCAGACCCCAAUGGCAUUAGAGAUACUUCAGUUGGCAUUGUGGCAGUUUUUGAUGGACAUAAUGGUGCAGAAGCAAACAUCAAGGGGAAUGCUACCCAAUAAGGGAGAACAUGACCAUGCUUCUCGGAUGCUUAGUUGGGAUGAGAAACUGGGUGAACAUGUUCUGCAUAUUGGAAGGAUUAAGUUUACUUCAUCAACCAUCUUCAAUGGAGCAUUCCACUUGGAAAUUCUGAAGGAAGCAUUGCUGAGGGCAAUUGAUGAUAUUGAUGCAGCAUUCAGCAAGGAGGCUUCUAGAUACAGCUUCAACUCUGGCUCCACUGCAGCAGUUAUAUUAAUAGCAGAUCAUCAAAUUCUUGCUGCCAAUGUUGGAGACUCAAAGGCUUUCCUAUGCUCUGAGAUGUUCCAGCCUCCUCCUGAAGCUAAAGCUACUUUAGUGAGAUUGUAUAGGAAGAGAAAGCGUGAUGGUACCUCUGUACGCAUGAAAGACUAUGGAAACUUUAAAUUGGCAGCAUCUGAUGGUUUGACCCAUUUUUCUGUCAAAGAGUUGACCAAUGAUCACCAUCCAGACAGAGCAGAUGAAAGGUCCAGGGUAGAAUCUGCUGGAGGUCAUGUCUUGGAGUGGGCAGGUGUAUCCAGGGUCAAUGGUCAACUUGCAGUUUCACGUGCUAUUGGUGAUGUGUCCUAUAAAAAGUUUGGUGUUAUAUCUGUUCCAGAGGUGACAGAUUGGCAACCUCUGACACCCAAUGAUAGUUAUUUAGUAGCUGCAUCUGAUGGUGUUCUUGAAAAGCUGAGCUCACAGGAUGUCUGUGAUCUGUUCUGGCAACUACAUACUGAUGCUCCCCUGGAAUUAAUCAGCAGUUCCUCAUGUUCAUACUCGUUAGCUGAUUGCAUUGUUGAUACUGCUCUUGAAAGAGGCAGUAUGGAUAAUGUAGCAGCUGUUGUAGUUCCAUUUGGAGUAGAAGCUCUGCCUAGUGAACGAUCCAGUGAUGUCAGAUUGCAGAAUUACAUUGAUGACCAAUCUGAUUUGGAGAAUGCUGAUUCAGUUAUUGACAAGUUUGGAAGGUUAUUGGUUGAAGGAAAACACAACACUUACAGAUGUUUCUAUCUAUCCGAGAGCCUCAAUGAAAAAGAUGACUACACAUUCUGGAUUGCAAAAGAUGAUGAUGACUCUAUAUAUGGCUCACCAGCCUUACCUGACUUACCUGACCAUAGUUAUGGGAGACCUUUGAAUUUAUACCGUGAUCAGAUGAUGUGUUUGCACUAUGGGAGGCCUAAUGGUGGGGAUAGAGAUCAAUGCAUUAAUCCUGAAGGCCUUGCAAGUUUUCUAGGGUUUCUAGAAUCACUCCCUUCACAUACCAUUGAACCAAAUCAAGAAUCAUACGAACCCACCUCUCCUAACACCAGGUAUAUACUGAAGAAAAGAUUUGACCGAGGAUCAUAUGGAGAAGUCUGGGUUGCUUUUCACUGGAAUUAUCUCCAACAAAGAAAUGAUUCAAACAAAACAUCCCAAUUUUACACCACUCAUCUUGGCUCCGAAAAUGGAAGCACAACCCAAACGAACUUUACUUCUGUACCUCUCGAUGCUGACAUGUUCAUUUUGAAGCGUAUAAUGGUAGAAAAGGGGAACGCAGUAUACCUAAGCGGUUUACGGGAGAAGUAUUUUGGUGAAGUUUUUCUAAAUGCCUCGGCGUCUCCUUCAAAAGAAUCAUAUCCGUAUAUGUAUAGUUUUAUAAGAAGGAAUGAUUCAGAGGAUCAUCAUCAUCAGCCACCAGAACAUAUUUCCUCAACAAGGAAAAGACAGGUUUAUGAAGAAGGAGUGAAGCAUAUUGCAAGAUAUAUCGAGUCAUUUGAGUCGAGGUCAAAUGAGAUAUGGCUUGUAUUCCGUCAUGAAGGCGUAUCAUUAUCAAAACUUUUGUACACAGCAGAAGAUGUGGGAAGUAGUGAUGACACAACAACAAAUGUGAAUGAUGAUCAUAUUAAGCAUAUACGGAUACUGCAUCCCUCAAACUGGUGGCACUGGUUGAAGACUACAAAAGCAGGCCAAGAUGAAAUGCGCAAUCUUAUAUGGCAGUUGUUAAUGGCACUCAAGUCUUGUCAUGAUCGGAACAUCACCCACAGAGAUAUUAAACCUGAGAACAUGGUUAUUUGCUUUGAAGAUCGGGAUACUGGAAGAUGCCUGAAAGGAAGCCCAAGUGGAAAUGCGAACUAUACCACUAAAAUGCGCAUUAUUGACUUUGGGAGUGCAAUAGAUGAAUUUACUAUAAAGCAUUUAUAUGGGUCUGCUGGACCUUCAAGGAAUGAACAAACUUAUGAGUAUAUGCCUCCAGAAGCUUUUCUGAAUGCUACUUGGUCUCAAGGGCCAGCAAGCAUGAAUACAAAGUAUGAUAUGUGGAGUGUUGGGGUUGUGAUGUUAGAGUUGAUUAUAGGAUCACCAAAUGUGUUCCAGAUAAAUGCGAGAACUCAUGCCCUUUUAAAUCAACACCUUGAAGGUUGGAAUGAAGGAUUAAAGGAGCUGGCUUAUAAACUUAGGUCAUUCAUGGAAUUAUGCAUUUUGCUCCCGGGGAGUUCCUCAAAAGGGAAGAGGACAGGGUCACCAGCUUCAUGGAAAUGCUCGGAGGAAUUCUUUUCGAGUCAGAUAAAGAGUAGAGAUCCUCUUGGAAUAGGGUUUAGUGAUGUUUGGGCUUUGAGAUUAGUGCGCCAAUUAUUAGUUUGGGAUCCCGAGGAUCGAUUAACUGUGGACGAGGCUUUGAGGCAUCCUUAUUUUUCAAACCAUACAACAACUACAAGUCAAUGAAAUUAAUUAGGUAGCUGUGAACUGUGAUAUAUGAACAUCCGUAGGUACUUUCUUAUUUCCACUCCAGUCCUCACUGUUUUCUAUAUAUUCAACAUGACUGAGUUGGACGGGCUGGGUAAUGAGUCAAGACAGGUUGAUAGCUAUUUUUACAUGUAUAUAUCAGGACAGUUUGUUAGCUUUUUAAAUGUAUAUAAACUGUUAUAUGUAAAAUGCCUAGUCAAUGUUUUUUUUUAAUGAUUAAAUUUAUGAUAUGUAAGCAACUUAUCAAUAAUCAAAAGGAAAAUUGAUGCUGUAGCACAUUCAUGUUUUCUUCUCGUCUUGGAUUGGCCAAUUAUGUAUUUUUUUUUUUUUGCUCAUUAGACCAUAUAUGUCAUUAUAUGAUAUGAUGCGGGAAGAACACUUUCUUCAUACACAAACAUGUUUUCAGUAACCAAGAAGAAGAUUA